AUGUAUAUGGCAAAGCCAACAACUUCUACCGCUAGACUAUCUCUAGUUUUAGAUGAUAUCAUACCCUCAUUAAAGGAGUAUACAUUUUCUAAAGAAAAGUCGUUACAUGAAGGAAAACUUUACUGGAAAAAUAGAAAAACUGUUUCAUCGUGCAACAUGUGUAGAACUUUGAUUAGUAACAAAAACCGGAAUAAGGCAAAAGAAAAUAUUGAAAAAGAAAUUAAACGACACCAAAAUCUCGCUUAUACCCAAGAUCAACUUACCGACGUCUUAUUAGACUUUCUGGAUCCUUAUGAGGAUUUUGACAAUGCAAAGCUAUGCUCACAAGUUUUAAAUAUAGACAUCGCUGUUUUUCUUAAUUCUUUUAUCGAUCACAUUGAAACAAGUAACGAAGAUGAAUUGAAUAAACUUAUUGCUUAUCGAAUCAUAAAACUUGUGUCAAAGGCUGAUGGAUUC
This is a messenger RNA of Racocetra persica, 456 nucleotides long. Lineage: Eukaryota; Fungi; Glomeromycota; Glomeromycetes; Diversisporales; Gigasporaceae. The record is from the annotation of a GenBank genome assembly.